This is a messenger RNA of Prorocentrum cordatum, 523 nucleotides long. The record is from the annotation of a GenBank genome assembly. NCBI's taxonomy places the organism in Eukaryota, Dinophyceae, Prorocentrales, Prorocentraceae.
GCCGGGGCGCCUGCGCCCAUCCCAGGCGCGCCCGCCACCGCGGCCACCGCCGGACCCGCCGUGGCGCGGCCGACGCACCUGCAGGCUUGGGUGUUGGCAGCGGGCAGCUCGCCUGCUCGCAGCACGCCGUGAGCAGCCCAGGGGUGAAUGGCCUCCGGCGCCGGCGCUGCUGCAGAAAAGCGAGAGGAGGCAGGGCAAGGAAGUGCUGCUGGACUCGAUCACAGGCAACCGCCGCCGAGCAGCGGCUUGCCUUCCUGGGCGGCGGCAGCGGAAGGCAUUCAGACGAGCAUGCCGUCACGCUCCCCGGCCGCCGCAGCACCCCGCCGGUGCAAUGGCGGUGGUGGAGCAGCCUGCUGGAACCCAGGAGGAGCACAUCUUGAAGAGGUUCGCGGAUGAGUACGACAGAAGCGGCUUCUCGAAGUAUUUCCAGCUGUUCUAUCAUCAGGCGUGCAGGUCGGAGAAGGACGGGCAGCCCGCGGAGCCCAAGGAGCAGGCGGCCGCGGUUGAGGAGCCCGACCAGCAG